This is a messenger RNA of Drosophila yakuba, 961 nucleotides long. RefSeq lists its product as uncharacterized. Lineage: Eukaryota; Metazoa; Arthropoda; Insecta; Diptera; Drosophilidae. The transcript has 2 exons. Bases 551 to 745 code for a protein of 64 amino acids. The record is from RefSeq and is a predicted model, not a curated record.
UGAACGAAGCUGGGUUAUUUGUUGGACUGCAGCUUGACUUGGGGCUAUAUGGUUGUGAAAACUUAUCCGAAUAGGAUUCGAAAUUAUGUUACCGAUGGACUUGAAAUACCAACUCUUAAUCAUUAUAAUACUUUACUCAGUGAAUAUGGUAAGUUUCAAAAGAGAAGCGAAUUAAUUCUGUAGUCCCUUCUGGUAGAGCACUUCUGUCUUCGAGUUUACAAAUAUCAAAUGCACCUCCCUGGAUAAGAAAUUUGAUAGCUUUGAGUACUGCCAUUUGAAGUCUGUGAACCGCACUUUCAAAUACGUAUCACUUAAAGUUAAUAUGUAUGUGCUUCCUGUUACCAAUGUCAAGGUAAAGUUAAAAAAGGUAAAAUAUCCAUUAUAAGAAUAUGUUCUCCCAUUUUAGGUUAACUUUGCUCUUCUCAAGAAGUUUAGUGGAUACAAGCCGUUUCUAUACAACAUCACUGCGGAUGCCUGCAGAGUGCUGAAGUAUCCAAAGUCCAAACCGGUUGUUGGAUUUUUCUACAGUCUCUUUAGCCAUCACUCCAACAUGAACCACACUUGUCCCUUCAAUCACGAUAUUAUUGUGGACAAGCUGCCUGCCGACUUUGUAAACACGAAAAUUACUAAAACUUUGCCAUUUCCCGUGGGAGAUUAUCUCUUCGAUUCCAAAUGGAUAAUUAAUAAUGUAAAUCGAGCGGAGGUUAAAGUUUAUGGAACUCUAACGAACUCUAACGAACUCUAAAAUAAAGAUUUUAAAUAAACUCAGUUAAUUAAAAGCUAAGCAUUUUUAUAUUUUUACUGACCGAUGCUGCAAAAGUAAGAAAAAAGAGAAGGAUUGACUACCAAAUUCGAAUUUAACUUAAGCUUGCAAAUGAAAUGUAGUCACUGAAAAUACAAAAAAAAAUCUCAGAAAUGCGUUUUCAGAAUGGAAUGUUGAAUGGACUGUGACGAAUUAAAA